AUGGGCGAUCAGGCUCCCAAUACAGAUUUAGGGCCUCUUAUCGGAGAUGCACUCACGAAAGUGAACAACGAUAUUUUGUUCACGGACGACUCUGCACUGCCGGGUACGGAGAAGCUGCAUGCCUACAGUAGCAGUGUAGCUUCUUGGUCUUCGCCCAUAACGGCUGUGGGAAAUGGUACGUGCGAGACAUCGCCUACUGUUGAGGCAUUUUUUCCUCUUCCGACCCACGCUCCGAUUUCACCUGCUGAGGCCUACGUGCGGGCAAUUAUGAGGGGAAUGGAGGAAUUACAGGAAGAUGGCGGUAUUCUGAAGUCCAUCUCCAGGGCACGCAACGAGGUUUCGCCAUUUAAGGAUGGAAUGGCUGUUUUUGAGGUUUCGUGGUUUGCCGCAAUGCGUGAUCUUGCCCUCAGCUCCAUGAAGGCUGCGAGGAUGCAUCUGCAGUCGUCAGCAGCGGAACUGGAAUUGCCACCUGACGGAAAAGCUGAGAUCGACGUUGAGGUUGCGCGGAAGUCAUUCCUACUACAUUUAGGAGAAAUGACUGAAAAGAUGGUGCAGAGAUAUUAUUAUCAGAUGUUUUUUUGCCGAAGACGUUUUCCACCUGAACUUCAGCUUCUCUUUGGGCAACUGAAUGAAAGAUUGACGCAGAACCUUCUAGCGACUUCAACGGGGUUUCCGAAAUUGUUGGCUGCGUCAUCGGUGGAAGAACUUGAUGCCGUCCUCAUUCACGACUUUGAUGUAUGGAUUUCGCACUAUUUUCCAUAUUUCAAACACGCGAUCUCCUCCGGGAGGCCGAUGCAGUUGAUUUGGGGGGAGAACAAUUCCCUAAAGAAGGAAGAGGUGGCUUUUCAGGUUUACACUACAGCCACGCGGGUAAAUUUGAAGAAAAACAACAACCGGUUGAAGAAAGGUGCACUCUUUCCUGUCAAAUGGAUGGAUGAAUUGUUGCACUGGCUCUGUAGCAGUGAAGAUGCGGCUUUGCCACCACCUGGCCCCUUUGACACUUUACAAUUGGUGGAGCUUUCCUCGGAUCGCCCGGUGAAGCAUAUACUGCGAGAGGGGAGUCCAGAGUCAGAUGUUAUUCCCGAGGAGCUUUUUGAUCUUUUUUGGGGGCUUUUUGGAGGUGGUCCAAAGUACUUGGUGGAGGGUGUGUUCAGCAUGCAGCGGAACAUCGAGGAGCGCCUGAGUCCCCCGCGUGUUUCUCUCGCAUUUUUCUUUGAAGACAUGGGUUGUCAGCCCUUAGUCUUGAAGCGUGUUCUACACCGUGCCGAGGUGUCGGAGGUGAUGCGGCGGGCUCUGAGGAAGUUCCAAAAGCGCCACCACAACUGCCGGGAUUCCGAAGGAGGGAAGUUGGAUGCAGAACUGUGGUACGCCGCGUUGUGUGCUGAGAAUGGUGUGAAUAUGUACGUUACACAUGUCCGGGGUGUGUUACUGGAAGAACCGCAAUUGGUUUCGAACCAGCGCACAACGUCUGUUGGGGACGUUGUGGGGCAAAUGAGACAAAUCGUGCCGACGGAAACGAACACGGAGGCUCCAGAACUUCAGUUUCUACUGCGUUUGCAGGAAAAAAUAGACCGCUUGACGUUGGAGGCACGUGGUGUGUGCGGUCUUCCAAACAUUGGCAACACAUGUUACAUGAACAGUGCGCUACAGUGUCUCUCCAAUAUUAGGAGUAUGCGCCGCGCCUUGUUUUUUCUUCCUCUUUCGGAGUACGUGAAUCCAGUGGUCACGAGAGAGAUGGUGUGCCUUCUAAUUGACAUGUGGUCGGGCAUGCAACAGUCAGUUGAUACUCACGGUCUCAAAACGGCGAUUGGACGCGCGGUAAGCCGCUUUGAUUCGUAUGAACAGCAGGAUGCCAUGGAGUUUAUUGAGGCGCUCCUUGACUGCAUGCAUGAAGAGAUGAAUACGGUCUCUGCUAAACGUUACCGGGAGGUUCUCGACUCUGACGCGUCUAUUCCCACACAGAGGAUGUCAGAGAUCUUUUGGAAAGAUUUUCUUAAUAAUAAUCGGAGUUUUAUUCCACAUCUCUUUUUUUUUCAGACAAAAACACGAUUGGAGUGUCUGACUUGCGGGGCAUUGACUACUCUGUUUGAGAACAACCUUUCUCUCACCGCGACUGUUGUGACGCCGGCGAAGAAGCGCACUUUGGAGGUAAUCGUUCUGUUGCCUACAGGAAAAAGAGUGCGUCUGCGGCUUAAAGUGACAUGCGAUAAGAAAGGUGAUGUUUACACCACGGACAUUGUGCGCGAACUGACGGAGAAGUUUUGUUCUGAAAAUGUCGUUGCCGUGUCGACUCGCGUUCAUGCAUUUUCAGCGCCGCCCAUUUCUUUCUACGCCGGUGACGACGAUGGCAACAUGAACGGAAACAUCAGCAGUAGCGAAAACAGUGGAGAGAAGAAUAAUAAGGGCGACGAGGAAGAAGUUGAUGUGGGAGGGUCCGUGCUGGAUGGCUACCGGCUCAUCAUUCACGGCGACGAUGCCAAGCCGUUGCCGGCAACUGAUGAGCUACUCUACGCCGCCGCCGUUCCUGUGGCGACGGAACUCGACUCAAAGCGUGAGGAUGUGCCGGAGGAGCAGGAGACACAAAAGAGGGCGGAGAAGGAUGAGACGAGGGAUGAGGAGGAGGUGCGCGUGUGGUACUUUCUCAAGGGAAGAAGGACGUCGGUUUAUGCGCUGCAUGAGCCUUGCUACGUGGAGUGGCUUCCCGCGAAGGUAUUUUCCGAUUACUCAAGUCUGGCACGUCACCUUCAUGAGAGGGGACGGGAGCUGGGCAGGCGCUUCUUGAAGGAGAGGUUCCCUUCCAUGGACGAAAUGCAGGCCCCGGCGCUUGACCCAAUAACGGGGGAACAACUGACCGGCGAUGACCGGCGCCAAAUUCGCGUGUUGUACCAAACGCACCGACACGACACCAGUCAUCUCAUUAUCCUCGACGACUCUGAGGAUGAGUGGAUGAAGUUUGGGGGAAUGAACGCCAUUUGCCAACACUCAGGCGAGUCAAGAGUUUUGCUGGAAUACGACGAUUUUCUGUUGGCCCCGAAUGAGAGCUUUCAGUGCAUGUUGCACCCCUCUGUGUGCACCCCAAGACGGCAUUCCAUCCGCGGUUUUUUGCCGCACUUCAACGAGAUGGACAAUGCGGUCACCUUGGAAGAAUGUUUGGAGUCGACGUACUCCCCUGACAUCCUAGCAGGGGACAACGCCCGUGAAUGCAGCAAAUGCAAGGCGCGUCGUGACAGCAAAAUUGAGCGAAGACCAUUUUUGAUGCCGCCCUGUCUUAUCAUUUCCCUCAAGCGCUUCAGAGUGCACAUGGAGGAGGCGUCGAAGAACAACACGCGUGUGGCAUUCCCGAUGGAGCUGGACAUGACUCCGUACAUGGAUCCGGAAUCACCGGUGCAAAACGCAAAGUACUCACUGCGCGGUGUCGUGACCCACAGGGGGGGCAUCAACCAUGGUCAUUACACCGCCACCGCGCUGAACGAUAGUUGCAAAAGGUGGGUUCAAUACGACGAUUGGCGCACCUCUUUUUUGGAGGGACCUUCCACGAAGGAUGCGUUUAUCCUCUGCUACGAGCGUGAAGAAGUCGAGGCAGACAGAUCCAGGCAAUCUACCGGCGAAACGAGCAGGUUGUAA
Messenger RNA from Trypanosoma cruzi, 3624 nucleotides. RefSeq names its product ubiquitin hydrolase, putative. The transcript has a single exon. The coding region runs from base 1 to 3624 and encodes 1207 amino acids. Lineage: Eukaryota; Euglenozoa; Kinetoplastea; Trypanosomatida; Trypanosomatidae. The record is from RefSeq and is a predicted model, not a curated record. Gene Ontology annotation, molecular function: cysteine-type deubiquitinase activity. Gene Ontology annotation, biological process: protein deubiquitination.